CUGAAGUUCUAGACUGAGUCCUGGACAGCCGCAGCUGUCGUCGCCACUGUCAAUUUCACCCCCGUAACACUUCAACGCGGUUAGUGUUCACAGCGAGCGCAUAGCAACAACUUACAGCGAAGGAGCCCACAGAGUUGCUUUUACGGGCUGCUGUGGCCAAGUCACGAUGGCCACAGCCGCUAUGAAGCCUCCCGGCGGCAGCAUCUUCAACUAUUACAGCAAGCAGAAGCAGCAGUCUCAGCAGUCCCAGCAGCAACAAUGCUCUGAGAGCACCAGCUCGCUGCAAAUGUCUUUGCGGCAUAUGAAUCUCGGCGACAUCUCGCGGCCUCCCGCAGCUAAUCCGCCAGACGGCCCAGUUCUUUCUCAGGAGCCUCGGCCCCAUAUGCGGGCGCUUCGACCGCGCGUGCUGGACCUCAGCAGCCAGCCCAGCCAGGAGCAAUACACCCCCGACCACCUCACACCGCAAGAGCAGCUGUUCCGCAUGGAGUAUGAGCCUUCAACCAUGCAGGUGGACGACGACGUGAGCCGCUCGCCAGCACCCUCGCCCCGCGCAAUGAAGCGGCCACGGCCGCUGAAGGUGCUGCCAGGCAACAUGGACGAUGAGGUCAGCAGCCAGAGCCAGAGCCAAAGUCGGUCUGUCGGCGAGCCCAGCACGUGUAGCAAGGCGCUUUCAGGCCGGCCGCCCAUCCCCAAGCUGCGCGAGGUGCAGCCUCCCAUGCCGCGCAACCCCUACCUGGUGCGGGCGGAUGACGACAACCACGUGUUCCAGGCGUCACAGUCCUGCCUCAACCGCGGCAACUACAGCCGCUUCCUGUGGGACUACCACCAGGAGGCGGAGCUGGGCCACGGCAAUUUCAGCAAGGUGUACAAAGCGGUGCACCGCCUCACCGGCAUCGCGUACGCAGUGAAAACCAACAAGGUGCCCAUCACCACGCUACAAGCGCGCAACAUGUGGCUGAACGAGAUGCAAGCGCUGGCGGCAGUUCAGCCCCACCCCAACAUCGUGGGCUUGUAUGACACGUGGUUUGAGCCGGGUGGCGACGCGGAGCAGGCAUACAUCAAGCAGGAGCUGUGCGGGGAGAGUCUGCGCGACAUGUUCAAGCGGCGCGUGCAGUUCAAGGAGGUGGAGGUGCUCGAGAUCCUGCGGCAGAUGGCGUCGGCUCUCAAGCGCAUUCACGACCUGGGCAUGGUCCACCUGGACAUCAAGCCCGACAACAUCUACCUGGCCGCGCCCUCGCCGGCGGACCUGGCGCUGCGGGCCGCCAGCGGAGCCAACGCCAGCAGCAGCGCUGGCAGCAGCAGCGGCGGGAGCAGCGCGGCGCCGGUGUAUAAGCUGGGCGACUUCGGGCUGGCAAUGCUGCCGGGCGGCCAGCGGGCGGGGACAUCGGAGGGUGACGUCAAGUACUUGGCGCCCGAGGCGCUCAAGAGCCGCGACUUCCUGACCAGUGGCCUGGCGGACCGGCUGGACGUGUUCGCGCUGGGCGCCUCCGUGUAUGAGCUGUUGCGCGGCACCGAGCUGCCUAAGAACGGGCAGUCCUACCAUGACAUCCGGCAGGGCAAACUGUUCCUGCCCAGCGCCAGCACGCGCAUCAUCAACCUGCUCAAGAAAAUGAUGAGCCCAGAUCCGGCCCAGCGCCCCACUGCGGAUGGGAUCCUCCGCUCCACGCUUCUGCAGGCCGGCACCAGCUCCAGCCAGCUCGCGGCGACCACCUCAACGCCGCUGCCCAUGUCGCAGUAGGUGAAGGGAGCAGCCGCGGUACACGUUUAGGGGGGCAUUCAUUACUGGGAACAGUUAUGGCAGCGGAGCGGAUCAAUCCGCAGCCAGCAGCUGCGAUUCUUUAUCAAGGUCCAACCGCGCAUGCGCAGUGACAAUCACAAAGGCGCAACAUGAGCGAGUGGGUUGGAUCAUUCCACAAUCUAUAGUCAGCCGUUUGGGGCCACGGCUAGAUGUGCGGGACCUGCUUUUGCACGUUAGUAUGUCUGGCAUCGUAUCAUAAUUGUAGCCCGACUUGGGGAUGGUGCCCACUGGGAUCGGGCCACACUCGUUGCGGUUGCCGCGAGGUCCCUCCUGAUGCAGACCAGGCCCAACAAGAAAAUGUGCAGCUCCUAUGCGGCAGGAGCGGGCGCUCACGUGCGCCCGACUUGACUAGGACUGGCUUGUCAUAUUGAGUGGUGUUUGUGGGUGUGGUGCGUCGGUAGGUUGUCGUAGAGGUCAGUAGGAACAGCUGCAAAUGCUUACUCAGAAUCUUACGCACGUGCGCAGGUAGGUGUUUACGUAUGGUUGAGCUGGCUCCCACUUGAACUUGCUUGAGGAUAUACAGACACCGAGGUUGGUGGCGGUCCUGAACAGGCUGCCGUUAGAGGUACUGCUGAUUCCUAAAAUUUCCCAGAUCCGGGUGUUUGAAAAGCCCGCGCAGGAGGCUGUGCAUGCAACGCUGUGGGGGAGAACUGCGUGCGUACUACCGUGGUGUGGUGAGAAAGUUCGGGAGGAGGUUUCCUGCUGCUGUGGGGUGUGCUGGUGAGCCCUUGGGCCCGUGAUCAUGUUGCGUGCAUGGCGCAUGUAUUAUGCCCGCAGCUAUUGCGGCGAUUGAGGUUUGGGCUGGCAUGUAUAGGUCACAGCUCAUAAAAGGUUUGGCUUCACAGAGGUGGGCCUUUCGCGCAUCGGUACGUGCCUCGUUCGAAUUGACGCAGGACAU
Molecule: messenger RNA, 2696 nt
Organism: Chlamydomonas reinhardtii
Lineage: Eukaryota; Viridiplantae; Chlorophyta; Chlorophyceae; Chlamydomonadales; Chlamydomonadaceae
Exons: 9
Coding region: 167-1738 (523 amino acids)
Biological process (GO): protein phosphorylation
Molecular function (GO): protein kinase activity; ATP binding
Source: RefSeq, a predicted model, not a curated record